CGUACUGAUGGUGAUAUAAAAUGUCAUGCGUUUCUAGAAAACUGGUCAAUCUAUUUUUUCUAAUACUUUACCCAAAAUUGGUAAGACAGAAAUGGGUCUAUAAUUCCCUUUUUUAUGUUUAAUACCUUUCUUAAACAGUGGACUGACUUUAGCAAUUUUCAUUUGAUCAGGGAAAUUUCCUGUUUCCAAUGAAAGAUUGAAGAUAUGUCUUAAUGGUUCAGCCAUAGACGUAAUACAAUGGACUAUCGACGAAGCAGUUUCUUUGAUCCUAUGAGUUCCACCAUUACGUCUAUGGUCAGGAGCAGCUACAGUACAUGGUCUAUGGUAGUCUUAUAGUGCAGACUCACUUUUACGACUGACCAGGGUUUGUGCUUGCAGACUAGUAGAGAAGCAUCAUCCGAGAUGAGAGAAGACAAAGUGAUAAUAAUAGAUACAUAUCAACCAUAAUACAUCUGUGAAGCCCCUCCAAAAUAGGGCACCCUAACACAUUUUGGUAUCUACUGUAUCUACUACACAUUUUCAGUGCAUUACUUUUACCCCUCAAGUGUGAAUACAUCACACCCCCAGUUAUAAUGUAUCAACCCAAAAUCCCCCUAGCUCAGUGGUCAGCCCAGGGUGUCAUCAUUGUUGCUGAUGCGCAUACACAUUGACUGACCAUUGUUCUCUCUCUUUUCAUUUCAAUUUACAGCUGAGCUGAGCCUGAGAUCGAAAGGAGCCUGAGAUCGAAAGAAGACUGAAGUCGUAAGAACUAAAUUUCCUUUGCCAGCUGACAGUUCAAGUUCACGUUCAAGAUGACAGACGGCCCUCCAAAUCCAGCAGAAAACGGGGGGAUUUUGUCUCAAACUUUUUUCUGUUGGCUAUUGCCAUUCUUCAAGUAUGGCUACAGAAACACGUUGGAGCAGCCUGAUCUCUAUCGGAUAUGCAGCGAAGAUGAUUCCAAUUUCCUCGCUGAUAGACUUGAAAGAAACUGGAACAAGGAGCUAAGGGCACAUGAGAAUCAUGAAAAGAAACCCAGCCUCCUCCGAGCUUUAAUCAAAACCUUCAUACGCCCAGUAGCCUUUUCAGGGGUCAUAGUUUUCUUUGAAGAAUGUGUCUUCAAACUCCUUCAACCCAUCAUUCUCAGCUUCCUCAUCACCUACUUUUCUCCGGAGCCAAAAAUCACAACCACUCAGGCUUACCUCUGUGCCGUGGGGAUGGUCCUAUGCGGAGCCCUUGCUACAAAAAUGCACCAUCCCUACGUAUUUCGGAUGGCCAGGGUCGGCAUGCAGGUCCGCAUCGCAACCAGUGCUCUGGUCUUCAGAAAGUCUUUACGUCUGAGUCAUUCAGCUUUUGGACAAACAACAGUCGGGAAGUUGGUCAAUAUUCUAUCCAGUGAUGUGAAUAGAUUUGAUAUGUUGUUGCUUUUCGUGCACGACGUCUGGAUUGGUCCUCUGCAGCUGACAGUCGUAUUAAUCAUACUCUUUAAAAACAUGGGACCAUCCUGUCUGGUAGGAUUCGUCAUCCUUCUCUGUCUAGCUCCUCUCCAAGGAUGGAUGGGAAAACUAUUCUCCAAGUUCAGGGACAAGACAGCCCUAUUGACCGAUGAGCGUGUGCACAUUAUGAAUGAGAUCAUCUCGGGAAUGCGGAUCAUCAAGAUUCAUGCAUGGGAAUUCCUUUUUUCAGACCUGGUCAGAGAAUCAAGAAGGAAAGAAAUGGCCAAAGUGAUGCGCUCUACCUACUUGCGUUCUUUCAACUUCACAGCCUCCACAUCUGCCACUGCUAUCAUCUCCUUCGCCACCCUUACUGUCUACGCCCUCACCGGUCACGUGCUCACGCCCAGCAUCGUCUUUCUCGCCAUCCCACUCUUCAAUGCCGUCCAUAUCACGAUCUUUGUCUGCAUACCCUCCUGCAUAAUGUACGGCAGUGAGGGGCUCAUUGCUGUGCGCAGAAUACAGGAAUUUCUUAUGAUGGAGGAACUGAAGACAUUGAAGCAUGCAGACUCCCUCUCCUCCAUCGCGUCCGAUGCUAACCUUCCCAUCCCUGAGCAGAUCGGAGAACCCCUGGAAGAAACUGAGACGAAUGAUAGCAGUAAAGAUGAGGAGAGGACAGAUACCUUCACCAGCAAUGACGUUACUGUAGCGUUCCUCCCUAACAACAACAAGGAAAAAGAUGGGCUGGUUGCAGAUAGUCUAGCCAUGAAGCAUAUAAAUGAUAACAGAGAGGAAGAGGAGAAAGAAGAAGAGAGGAGAAAAAGCAAAGAAGGAUCAAAUCGGGAUGUUGAUGGGGAUGAUGGGACUCCUGAACGUGGAGAAGAUGAUAAUGACAUCAUUCUUAGGAACCUAGGAGGAUCUUGGGAUGCCAAAAGUGGUGAUGACAAAGUUGGUUUCACUCUGAAGAACAUUGAUUUUUCUCUGCGAGCCGGACAGCUUGUAGCCAUCAUUGGGCCUGUGGGUAGUGGCAAGUCUUCCCUUCUCAUGGCUAUGAUGAAUGAGCUCCCAACACAGACUGGUGACGUUAUUGUCAGUGGUAAAAUAGCCUAUACAGCACAGCAGCCAUGGGUAUUCUCUGGCACGCUAAGGGAUAACAUUCUGUUUGGCAAGAAGUUUGACCCAGACAAGUACAAGGAGGCCCUGAAAGUCUGCGCGCUCAAAACGGACAUUGCACUUUUUCCUGACGGUGACCUCACGCUGGUCGGAGACAGGGGCAUCACAUUGAGUGGAGGUCAAAGGGCAAGGGUCAGCCUGGCCAGGGCUGUAUACCAUGAGGCCGAUGCAUACCUAUUGGACGAUCCUCUUAGUGCUGUGGAUACAGCGGUCGGAAGACACCUGUUUGAUAAAUGCAUCAAGGGUCAUCUAAGAGACAAACCAGUUAUUCUAGUCACUCAUCAGUUACAGUACCUGGAUGCAGCAGACUGUAUAGUCGUCCUCAAAGAUGGUGAAAUGGUAGCAUGCGGAAGCUUCGAGGAGCUCCAGACCACUGGGAUAGAUUUCGCUGCUCUCCUCAAGGAGCAUGAAUCACUCAAGCAAGAAGACGUUGUCUCGAGGACCAGCUCAAUUUAUUCAAUCCCAGGCGCCAUAGCAACGGAGAUCAAUCCUCUUGCUGAUGAUAUCAUUCUUGAGGCUGAUGAGAAAGCAAGCGAUAGACAGAAAGAGACCAAGUCUGAAGGCACGGUGGCGUACAAGGUCUAUGUAACAUUCUUCAGGGCGGGGGCCGGUAUUCUUGGGUUCAUGGUCCUCAUGCUCUUCAAUGUUAGCAGUCAGGUGUUCAUGAACCUCACUGAUUGGUGGUUAGCGCAAUGGGCUUUCGCUGAGGAGACGGCAUGUGCUGAGUUACUCAAUCGUUCAUGCAUAGUCGAUACGGUCUCGCCGGAUAAGACGUUUGUAGAUGAGAUGGAUGUCGACCGGCCAUACUAUCUUCAAAACCUGUCCAUCUUCCUCUGUCUCUUCAUCCUCUUCAGCUUCAUUCGUAAUUAUCAUUUUUUCAUCAUCCUCGUCAACGCCGCCACCGUUCUGCACAAUAGAAUGUUUGAAGCUCUCAUCAGGGCCCCGAUGCAAUUCUUUGAUACAAACUCGAUUGGGCGUAUAUUAAAUCGAUUCUCAGAAGAUAUCGGUUCAAUGGAUGAGCAAUUACCUACAUCCUUUGCAGACUUCAAUAUAAUAUCAUUUCAAACUCUAGGAGUGAUCAUCGUCAUCAGCAUCUUCAACCCAAUCGUCUUAAUAUUCAUGGUGCCGCUGUGUGUAGCAUUCACCCUCGUCAGACGGUACUACCUCGCGUCAUCAAGAGAUAUCAAGAGAUUAGAAGGGAUAACUCGUAGUCCCGUCUUCAGCCACCUCUCGGCCUCUCUGCAGGGGUUAGUCACCAUCAGAGCCUUCAAGGUCCAAGAGGACUUCACCAAGCAGUUCGACCUCCAUCAGAACACCCACACCAGGACAUGGUUCCUUUUCAUCUCUUCCACCUGUUGGUUUGGUAUCGUGCUAGAUUGGAUGGCCAUCACCUUCCUUGCCAUUGUAGCAUUUUCGUGCAUCAUCUUAUCUGACAUAUUAGAGUUGAACUCAUCUCUGGUUGGUUUAUCAUUGACCUACUCUCUUCAGCUGAUGGAUGAUUUCCAGUGGGGCGUUAUACAGAGUGCUGAGGUAGAAAAUUCGAUGACCUCAACAGAGAGGGUUAUAGAAUACUCGCAGCUGAAGCCAGAAGCUUCUCUAGAGAAGGAGAACGAACCUGAUGCUGAUUGGCCGAAGCAUGGCAUCAUCACGUUUGAAGACGUCUCGGUCUCCUACAGCGACGAUGGACCUCUAGUCCUCAAGAACCUCAGAUGCUCUAUACGAGCAGAGGAGAAGGUUGGUAUCGUCGGUAGGACAGGAGCAGGUAAAAGUUCUCUGAUGGCUGCCCUCAUGAGGUUGACGGAGCCCAGGGGAAUCCUAAAGAUCGACGGUGUCACCAUCACAGAAAUCGGUCUCCAUGCCUUGAGGAAACGCAUAUCAUUUAUACCCCAGGAUCCUGUGUUAUUUAGUGGAACCCUCAGGAAGAACCUAGACCCAUUCAACCAUCACACAGAUGAGGAUAUGUGGAAUGCACUGGAAGAGGUCCAGCUCAAGCCUGUCGUGGAAGAAAACUCAGAGAAACUGGAGAUGGCAAUGUCCGAGGGAGGGACAAACUUCAGCGUCGGACAGAGGCAGCUGGUCUGCCUAGCGAGGGCGGUAUUACAUCAGAAUAAGAUCCUCAUUGUAGACGAAGCCACGGCUAAUGUAGACCCUAGGACUGACCAGUUGGUUCAACUGACCAUUAGGAAGAAGUUCAGGCAGUGUACAGUGCUGACCAUUGCCCAUAGACUCAAUACCAUCAUGGAUAGUGACCGUGUCUUGGUGCUGGACCAGGGUCGUAUCAUAGAGUUUGAUGAACCCUAUGUCCUCCUCAAGGAUGAAAAGAGCCUAUUUGGAUCCAUGGUGGUGGAGACAGGAAAGUCUGAGGCUGCCAAGCUCCUUGCAGUGGCCAGGGCAGGGUACUACGAGAGGAACCCCUCCAACCCGUAUGACUUUGACAUCGACGGUGACCUGAAUGAGAGCUCUGCAUGAAAGGGUCAAAGGACAGGAGGUCACAAAGUCAUCACAAAGGUCAUGAGGUCAUUAAAGCUUUAAGUAUUGGAGAAAUGAGAUGGGGGUGUCUGAUGUCGCACGUGUUUAUUGACCUGGAAUUGACUGGACGGAUAUUGACCUUAUUCAUGAUAAAUAUGAAUGAGAAAUUACUUUCCGUAAUGAAGAUAUGAUCAUGAGUUGAUUUUUAGAAAAUUUCACAAAAUGGCGCCUGGAUGACAUCACGAUAAUCUGAUGAACUUGAAAAUGUUUUGGAUACGUCUUAUAACAAGGACCUAUGACUGUGCCAAAAUUGAAAGAAAUUGACCUUACCGAUUUUGAGUAAUCAUCAGCACAAAAAGUGCGGAGAAAUAAAAAAAAGAAAGAAAGAAAGAAAAUUCUGACAAAAUCAAUAGGUAGUCUGUCUAUGACAGAGCACCUCAUUUUACCUAAAGAGUGCCUUGAUGAUAUAUGUUCCCUUUUUCAUUUAAAUUAAGACAGCUAAAAGUACUUAACUUAAUUGAAGAAAAGUUGCAAUACCAAUAAUGGAAGUGAAUUUUUACACGUUAUAUAUCGCAUUUAAUGUACCAAUGUUUGUUUUUGUAUUUCUGUUCUUGUAAAAUAUGUCUGAGUGUUAUAUCUUAAUAUUAUGUUUGCAAAACAACAAUGAUCCGUGUCAAAUGUACGUAAGGCAAAUAUUAUGAUUGAAAUGUAAUGGUGUAAUGAUGAACAGAUUUCGCGUUUGGACAAAGUGUUUGCAAAAUUAGAUGAAUUUGGGUUGAAAGUGAAAGGUAAAAAAUGUUUUCUAUUUCAAGAUAGGAUUCAUUACUUGGGGCAUGUAGUAGAUGCUAGUGGCAUUCGAGUGGAUUAGAGCAAAAUUGUCAAAAUUCAAAAUUGGCCUAUCCCUCAAAAUGCUGAUCAGUUACGUUCAUUUUUAGGAUUAGCUGGAUAUUAUAGACAUUUUGUUAAUAAUUUUGCUAAGAUAGCUGUACCAUUGUUUCAGUUAAUUCCCCCUUUAGUAAAAGGAAAGAAGGGAAAACUACCUAAGUUUGAGUGGAAUGCUCUAAUGAACGAUUCAUGUAAUUUGCUCAAAAAAAAUUGAUUCAGGCACCAGUUUUGAGUUAUCCGGAUUUUUCAAAAAGUUUUGUUUUAGAAGUUGAUGCUUCCCUGAAAGGUUUAGGGGCUUGCUUAUCACAAGUAGGGGAGGAUGGAAGGCGUCAUCCCAUAGCAUAUGCUAGUAGGCAAUUAAAAGAAACAGAAAAGAAAUACCCAGAUUUAAGUUCAUUUAAAUUAGAGUUGUUAGCAUUAAAGUGGGCAGUAGUGGACAAGUUUAGAGAUCACUUAUUAGGAGUCCCAUUUGUAAUAUUUACGGAUAACAAUCCGGGGCUACCGAGAUACGUUGGGUAGCCCAGUUGGCACCUUUUAAUUUUGGAUUAAGUUUAGAUCAAGUGUUAAGAAUAGGUGUGCUGAUGCCCUUAGUCGGUACCCAGAGUAUCCAAUUGUCAAUCAUGAUGAUAUUACAAAAGAAGUUUUGCAUUCAUCUAUUUUUAGAAUUCAGCAGGAUCGUGUAGAACCACUCACACCCCCUUCCAACCCUCCUAGUUUAUUUCCUUCUCUAGGUAACAUUAAGUUAGGGCUAAUGCAGAGGGAGGACUCUGUGCUUGGUUGUAUUUAGGCGCGUGUGGAGUAUCGUUGGAAACCUGGGGAAUACUAGGCUCCAUCCGCAUCCGAAUCACCAAGAGUGAAACAACUCCUUAAGCAGUGGUCCUGUAUAGACGUAGAAGACAAUUUAUUAGUUUGACAUAUCUCAGAUCCUAUUUUGGGAAAGAUUACCCAAAUACUAUUACCCGAUUGUUUGCAUGAAGAAGUUCUGGUAAAAGCCCAUUCAGUUUGGGGGCAUCAAAGAAGAGAGAGAACUUAUGCGUUAUUACGUCGAAAAGUUUUUUGGUCGGGAAUGUCGAGGGAUGUAGCUAAACACGUCGCUCGAUGUAAACAUUGUUGCAUCACAAAAGAGAGAUAACCCAAAUUAAGAACACCCCUUAGACAUCUUUUGGCAUUUAGUCCAUUGGAAGUAGUCGCGAUAGAUUUUGUUAAAAUAGAUAAAGGUAAAGGUGGUUUUGAGGAUGUUUUAGUUAUAACGGAUGUGUAUUCUAAGUUUACUCAGGCAGUGCCUUGUAAAGAUCAGAAGGCCACCACUGCAGCCAAAGUAUUACAGGAGCAUUGGUUUUUUAAGUUUGGUAUCCCAAAUAGGAUUCAUAGUGAUCAAGGUAGGAAUUUUGAAUCUUUGAUUAUUGCAGAGUUAUGCAAGUUGUAUGGUAUAAGGAAGUCCCAUACUACCCCCUAUCAUCCGCAAGGUAAUGCUCAAGCAGAGCGAUUUAACUGUACACUUUUCGGGUUAAUUAAGUCCUUGAGUGUCCAAGACAGGCACAAAUGGCCAGAAUUAUUGCCACAUUUGGUUUUUGUAUAUAACACCACCCCUCAUACUUCUACACGGGCUACUCCAUAUUCACUAAUGUUUGGGAGGCCUGCUAGCAUUCCUUUAGAUUUUUUAUUAGGUAAAAAUUUAAUUGAUUGGGAUCAACACUUUGUGGAGACUCAAGCGGAGUUUUAUUUCCGAGCUAAGAGCAUAGUAGAAGAUAAUGUUAAGACUGUAGCUAAGCGUAAUAAGAAGUGUUAUGAUAGAGGCAUACAUGUACCUCCUAUUCAACCAAGUGUUGGUUCUGUAGUAUACCUUAAGCAAUGUGCUUUUCCAGGUCGUCAUAAAGUUAAGGAUACUUAUAUGAAAGAUCCUUUUGUUGUAGUUUGGAUUAAUGAACAUGAAGAUGUAUUUAGGAUUCGCCCAAUGCAUGGCGGUCCUGCCAGAAUGGUGCAUCAUACUUUAUUAAGGAUGUCACCCUUUGGUGAUGAACCAGAUGUUCAUGUUCGUAGUGAGGAUACAAGUAGUUCCGAAGAGGAAUAUGAGGUCAGGUUAAAGUUUCCUAAUAUACAACAAGCCAGAAGUGGGGUAACUAUUACUAGGGACGCUCCUCCUCCUCACUGUUCGGCGCGUGCCACACAAGGCAAACGUUCAAAUCCAUAUGGUCUACCCAAAUCGGUUAGAUAAUGUAAUUCAAUUUUUUUUUCUGUUAUUGGAAAAAAAUGUUUGAUGUUAUAAUUCCUUCUUUGACUAUACAUCUGGUCACUUGUUUUGGAUAAGCAUUUUUUUUAGAGGCUGGGCGCUCCUAACGAUGUUUUUUUUACUAUUUUCAUGAAAUACCUGUUAUUUGGUCAUAGUUUUGUGAGACGUCUCACAGGUAGAGUGCAUGGCACUUUGCGAGUCCCAAUAGAUCAGGGCAUUUGAGGGUCGAGUGUUUUGGCCAGGGAGGAUUAUCCUUCGACAGGAUACAUUCCAGACGAGAAUAUUAUCUCAAUUACAUCCAGUCCUCACUGAUGUCCAGAUGUACUUAUCUUGGACAUGGGGACCAAUGAUUUGUUUUGCUCUGUGGGAGUUCUUGGAGGAGUUGGGUCGCCGGGGGGUAAAGCCCUUGGUGACCGUUAUCCUCCCGGUGCUCCCACGGACAAAUGUGUUCCGGGGUAGCCGUGUAUCCCUGGAGGAGUACAACCAACGAGUUUGUUUAUUCAACAAGUUGGGGGAGGGUGAGGUGUUCCGUCGGGACUGUGUCUGGGUGUGGCCUCAUAGAGGCCUACAAGCACCCAUGCAGAUACAGUCUUGACGGAGUGCAUCUGAACUCUCUGGGGAUGCACGGUUAUGCCCGGACGGUCAAACUGGCUUGUAAAUUUUUCAAUCGACAUUUUUGGUGUUAGAUACAUGUAUAUUUUGAUUUGAUUCAUGAUUCCAAUGUUUUCGCUGAAAAUAUGUUUUUUUUUUAGAAAUCAAAAUAACUGAUAUGAAUAUGUAGUUAGGAAUUCAGUAUAUCAGAGUUCAUGUGUAAAUAUGUUGGUGUGAAACUUAUAGAUUGGUUUACACGUAUUUUAUAUUGUAAAGAUAGAGGGUGACAUCAUACGGAGUACGUUGUGGAGGUCUUGGGAUAUCCAGCUCCAUUAGUUGUCCUGUAUGAUGUAUUUCCUGAUAUCAUUCAUAUAUUUGCGAUGUACCAGAUUAUUGUUGCCAGAUGUUUCGUUUUUUUUUAAAGCCAUCCUGUUCCAAGUUGGCACUUACUGUUAUUUUUUUGGGGUAACUGUAUAUAAAAAAAUAUAAAAAAAUAAGCGGUUGGAGUCUACAUUACAUUUAGUAGACAUUAAUUAUUGCAUAUAUAUCAUACGUGAUGUAAUGUAAUGUUAGUUACGAGUCGAUUCGAUUUGAUGAUUACACACUGCUGGUUGCAGUUGAAGCUGGGGAUUUUUAGAUCAAUAUAUUAUGCAGGGUUAUGAGAAUAGGUGUUAAUUGUAGGUAUAUCAUUGUAUGUAUAUAUAUAUAUAUAAUAAGGCAUGUCUUGCAUCCAGUGAGAUGUUUGGUUCUCAUGAUGACUCUUUGAGGACAGAGUGGUAUUAGGGAAUAUAAUUAUGCAUGUAGGUUGUUUGUAUAGUGGUUACCGGGUGAUCUGUAGAUUUGUGUAUCAUAUGUCAUUGGUUGUGUUAAAUUGUUUAUUACAAUUACCAGUUGACCUUGCGCGAUGUCAUUGUAUUGUCGUUUUUGUUCUGGUUAUACCUUUCCAUAUUUGGGAGCAGUUAAGAUCGAGGGAUGAUGUUUUUGCUUGCCUUUGAUUUGGAGGUCUAGGGAUAUCCAGCUCCAAUGAAGAGGAAGGGCAUGACAUCAUCCUGACAUUAUAUUCUGUUGGCUGGGUUGCACUUACGGGGCGCGCAAGACAUGGCGUUCGUGGGUCUUCCUGGUCGAUUGGUUUAAAACAGAUAGAUGUUGUUGUUUAAUGUAAUUAUGCAUAGGUAAUCAGUAAUUGACAUUGCAAAGAGGAUGUUAGCUGUCAUUCUUGUGUAUUUUUUUUGAAUUUUUGUUGUUGUUUUUCUUCUUGUUAUUGAAGUGUUUGUUAAUGCAGCCCAAAUAUGCUGUGUAGAUGGUAUAUUGACAAAAUUGUGCUUUAAAGCAACAAAGAUAUGUAUUGCUUGGUUAAAUGAUUCCCAGUUGGUAAUCUAAUAUUUUAUCUCAAUUUUGUGCGAUCUCCAGGUGAAAGAUCAUUUUAGUAGGGGCGAUUUGUGGCUAAAGGGGGCGCUAGAGCCAUAGAAGAGCCGGGCUGGGUUGAUUAAUGGUACGAUUAUUAGUUUGACUUGGUAUACACCUAAAAGUUAAAUAGCAUUAAUUAUGUUUCCAAUAGUAUGCCGGGAACUGGUAAACAACCCCUGGUUUUGAAUUCUUGCAUUAGAUUAAAGUGUUCAUUUCGAUACGCACGUUGGAAAUGAAUUCCUGCAUCAAGAUGUACAGGUGUUCAUUUCCAAUAACACGUUAGACAAUAGACUGUUUUGCCAGUGACGCGACAUUCUCGCGAAGAGAUAGACUCCUCCCAUUUUUGUCGGUGACUAGUUCAAAUUACUUGUAUCUAUGAUGCUCUGUCAUUGGUUAUAAUUAAUUAAAGGUAUAACUCCUCUUUUAAUUGGUUGGAUGACCUAAGGGUAAUUGUAUGUAUCCCGUCUUGUAAUUGGUUGGCUGCGUAAGGGUCCUCCUGGUUGGCUGGGUAUAUCGCGGGAUAUCUAAAACUCUUCGGGUGCUGUAGUACUAUAUGCCAUGUGCGGGAUUUUGUGGUGAGUUUAUUUCAUUCCUGUAACAUGUUUAGUAGGAUGUGCUGCUAGUUACGAUCAAUAGGGCCGCCCAGCCUCUGAGAGAAGCAGCUUAUUUACAAUGUUUAUAUAAUAAUAAUAAUACUCUUCGUUUGCAACGAUUGGAGCUUCGGCUGACUUAUAUAUUUAAUAAAGUGGACUUCAACUGUAA
This is a messenger RNA of Strongylocentrotus purpuratus (purple sea urchin), 10926 nucleotides long. Its product is annotated as multidrug resistance-associated protein 4. Gene Ontology annotation, cellular component: plasma membrane. Bases 792 to 5051 code for a protein of 1419 amino acids. The record is from RefSeq and is a predicted model, not a curated record. The transcript is spliced from 28 exons. Gene Ontology annotation, molecular function: ATP hydrolysis activity; ABC-type transporter activity; chloride channel activity. Gene Ontology annotation, biological process: transmembrane transport; monoatomic ion transport. Lineage: Eukaryota; Metazoa; Echinodermata; Echinoidea; Camarodonta; Strongylocentrotidae.